Messenger RNA from Diospyros lotus (date-plum), 1925 nucleotides. Its product is annotated as putative clathrin assembly protein At1g03050. Gene Ontology annotation, cellular component: clathrin-coated vesicle; clathrin-coated pit. The transcript has 2 exons. The record is from RefSeq and is a predicted model, not a curated record. Gene Ontology annotation, biological process: clathrin coat assembly; vesicle budding from membrane; clathrin-dependent endocytosis. Gene Ontology annotation, molecular function: 1-phosphatidylinositol binding; SNARE binding; clathrin heavy chain binding. Bases 38 to 1786 code for a protein of 582 amino acids. Lineage: Eukaryota; Viridiplantae; Streptophyta; Magnoliopsida; Ericales; Ebenaceae.
CAUAUUCAAACACAUUGCAAUAACGCCCCAAUCAUCCAUGGCUCCAAGCAAGCUUCAGAAAGCCAUUGGGGCGGUGAAGGACCAGACGAGCAUCAGCCUCGCCAAGGUCAGCAGCAGCGCCACCAUCUCCGACCUGGAGGUCGCCAUUGUCAAGGCCACCCGCCACGAGGAGUUCCCAGCGGACGAGAAGCACAUCCGCGAGAUCCUCGGCCUGACCCGCUACUCCCGCUCCUACGUCGCCGCCUGUGUGGCCACUAUCUCCCGCCGCCUCAGCAAGACGGGCAAUUGGGUGGUGGCCCUCAAAACCCUAAUGCUCGUCCACCGCCUUCUCGUGGAGGGCGACCCCGUCUUCGAGCAGGAGAUCUUCUUCGCCACCCGCCGCGGCAUCCGAUUCCUCAACAUGUCGGAUUUCCGCGACACUUCGCGGUCGAAUUCCUGGGACUUCUCGGCCUUCGUCCGCACCUACGCAUUGUAUCUAGAUGAGCAGCUGGAGUUUAAGACGCUCGUCAAGAGGGGCAAGCGGGGCGCCGCCACCAACGGUGAAGACCAGGAAGAGGAAGUGGCGGCGCGUGGGAGAGGCACGUCGGCGCAGAACAUGAAGAUUAAGCACAUCUUCUCCAGAACCCGGCGGCUGAUGCGGCUGCUCGAGAGGUUCUUGGCUUGUCGCCCCACAGGUGCAGCGAAGCACAACAGGAUGGUGUUCAUGGCGCUCUACGCAAUAGUGAAAGAAAGUUUCCACAUAUACUACAACAUGACAGAGAUGCAUAGCAUCUUAAUCGAACGCUUCAUGGGACUAGAAGUCGCCGACUGCGUCAAGGUCUACGAGAUCUUCUCUCGGAUUUCAAAUCAAUUUGAUGAUCUUGAUGCCUUUUAUGGGUGGUGCAAGAAUGUUGGAAUCGCCCGAUCUUCGGAGUACCCCGACGUCGACAAAAUCACCCAGAAAAAGCUCGAUCUUAUGGAUGAAUAUAUGAGGGGAAAAUCCAUGGUCGGGCACCGGAGGGAGAAGUCCGUGGUGCAUUUCGAACAGAGGCGCGAGGAAGAAGACGACCGGAAGUCUGAAUUAGUUGUCGAAGAGGACAUGAAUCAGAUCAAGGCGCUGCCGCCACCGGAGGGGUUUCCCGAGAAGCCGGAGAAGGAAGAGGAGGAAGAAGAGGUGAAAGUGGACGUAAAGGACGAGAAAGAAGCCGACUUGUUGAACUUGGGGGAAGAUGCAGUUACCUGUGAAGAGCAUGGAGACAGAUUAGCUCUGGCUCUGUUUGAUGGGGUUGCUACACUGACGAACGAUGUCAGAGCCGAGACAACGAGAACGGCAUGGGAAGCGUUCAAGGAUACGGACAAUUGGGAGACGGCCCUCGUCCAGUCCGCCAGCCAGUUGCAGAACCAGCAGGCGUCGCUGCCGGGUGGUUUUGAUACAAUGCUGCUGGAUGGGAUGUAUCAGCAAGGAGCAGCAAUGCAGGCAAUGGCCCCCUCAGGUUACAUGGCCACUGGAAGUGCCAGCAGCAUUGCAAUUGACUCGGCCGGGAGGCCGGCGAUGCUGGCCCUGCCCGCACCCCCAAAGGCGGCCGGACCUGCCAUAACGAGCACCGACCCAUUUGCGGCCUCGCUCCCUGUGCCCCCGCCAAAUUAUGUGCAGAUACCAGAGAUGGAGAAGAAGCACAUAUUGUUAGUAGAGCAGCUAAUGUGGCAGCAAUACUCAAGAGAUGGGAUGCCAGGGCAGAUUGGAUUCACAAAUAUACAACAGCCAAAUCCCUACACUUACAUGGGAGGUUACUCACACACACUCUGAUACCUUGCUAAUUAAAUAGGCAUCUUUCUGCUGUCUUCUUCUUCUUGAAACUGAUAGGCUUUACAAAGUUGUGCCUUGGAGUCGUCCCAGAUUUCUCCUGAUCAGUACUCUUGAUUGUGCAGUUAAUUGUUGAGGCCUC